GAGAACACGACGAACAUACCGUUACCCAUCAAUGUGGAGGCAUCGCAAUACUGGGACGGCGCUGAUGGACCAUGGUCUUCGUUUCCACUGCAGGUGGGCACGCCGGCGCAAGACGUACGAGUCUUCAUUUCGACGAAUGGAUACACAACUUGGACCGUGAAGGCGCUAGGAUGUACAGGCCAAGCAGCAUCGAUAUCUGGAUGUGAAGAGUCGCGCGGAGAAUACUUCUUGACCAACACAUCUCUGACAUGGGUACCCAACUCUAUCUUCCAGCUAGGAUUGCCGAACGAGAUGAACUUGGGACUGGACGACGAGGCAAACUACGGAUUUGAUACCGUCACUCUGGGAUGGCAAGGCUCAGGCGGUCCAUCGGUACAACACAGCACCAUUGCAAACUAUGCUUAUUAUGAAUUUUGGCUUGGAAUUUUUGGAUUAAACCCGCAACCAGCCAACUUCACAACUUACACGGAUCCCCAACCGAGUUUCUUGACUCAGUUGAAGAGGAACAACUCCAUCCCGAGUGUGAGCUGGGGAUACACUGCUGGAAACCAAUAUCGCUUCUCCGGGGUUUAUGGAAGUCUCGUUCUCGGUGGCUACGAUCAGUCCAAGUUUGAGGCUACUAAUCUUACUAUUCCGUUCGGCUCUGACGUGUCGAGAGACCUGCUCGUCGGAGUCCAGUCCAUUCAGGCGGGAAGCUCUUCUCUGGCGAACUCGACCAAUGCAUUCUACGCGCUGAUUGACUCAACAGUUGCUUACCUCUACUUGCCCGAAUCCAUCUGCACAGCGUUCGAGCAAGCAUUCGGUAUCGUUUACGACGAGUAUUAUGACUUUUACAUUGUCAACGAGACCAUGCACUCGAACUUGUUAUCGAUGAACAAGAGCGUUACAUUCACGCUUGGCCAGGCGACAUCUGGAGGACAGACCGUCGACGUUACACUGCCCUACGCAGCCUUCGAUCUGGAACUUGCUUUCCCUUAUGUGGCCAAUUCGACCCGCUACUUCCCUCUGAAGCGUGCAAACUCGAGCGAGCAGUACACUCUGGGCCGUACCUUUUUGCAAGAAGCCUACGUCGCAGCGGAUUACGAACGCCGCAACUUCACAGUCGCACCCUGUGUCUGGGAGCAAAACGCAGCAUCCGAGAUCCGCACCAUCUUCUCUCCAGACAGUGGUUACUCCUUCGAUGGCAAGCGCAAAAGCGGUAUCAGCGGUGGUGCCAUCGCCGGCAUCGUGAUCGGUGUUCUUGCAAUCAUUGCCAUCCUCGCCGCAGCACUCUGGUUCAUGCGUCGCAAGAAGCAACAGAAGAAACACGCGGCUGUGGAACUGGAAGCCAAGUCCAUGGCUGCGGCACAGGGAGCCUCUGCAGACUCAUCGCUGCUCAAGGAAGAUUCCAAUGCAGGCGCCAGCACGCCCACUGGAGGCGAACUCGACAGCUCGAGACAGAUUCACGAGAUUGCCGGUGCGAGCAAGACUCAUGCGACUGAGAUGGAUGCACCAUGGCGGGGCGAGUUGGAUGCUGCCGGUGGCCAUCACGAGUUUUAUGGCAAGUUGCCGCAAAACACUUUCGAAAUGGAAGGGAACAACGAGCCCAUCUUUGAGAUGGAUGCCACGACGACGCAAUUGCACGAGUUGGAACCUGAUACUAGACGCCAGAGUUGGGAC
Molecule: messenger RNA, 1659 nt
Organism: Aureobasidium namibiae CBS 147.97
Lineage: Eukaryota; Fungi; Ascomycota; Dothideomycetes; Dothideales; Saccotheciaceae
Product: acid protease
Exons: 3
Biological process (GO): proteolysis
Molecular function (GO): aspartic-type endopeptidase activity
Source: RefSeq, a predicted model, not a curated record